Labeo rohita (rohu) is the source of this 11039-nucleotide messenger RNA. RefSeq lists its product as uncharacterized. NCBI's taxonomy places the organism in Eukaryota, Metazoa, Chordata, Actinopteri, Cypriniformes, Cyprinidae. The record is from RefSeq and is a predicted model, not a curated record. Bases 483 to 10364 code for a protein of 3293 amino acids. Gene Ontology annotation, molecular function: protein binding. The transcript is spliced from 36 exons.
CCUUUUCUUACUGACACGCCCCCAACUCGGAAACUCUGGGUUUAAAGAAAACUUCGAGUUUCUUUAAACUUCGUGUGUUUGACGCACUAGCGAAUUCAACUUCAUAUUCUUUCGGGAACAGGUAGGAGGAAAAGAUAAAAGAUUAAUUCAGACCACCGGGACCUACUUUUAGAUUUGACUUUAUUAAGUGAAGAUCCGACGACAGAAAAUAAAUACAUUUGUGAUGUAUUGCGCUUCUGAACAAAAUGGCCACGGAGAGCGAAAGUGAAAGUAUCAUUUUAAAUUAAAAAUUCGUGUCAGUAUUUCAGUUAGUCGUAUUCAGACGUUAACGUAUUAGUAUUUUGUCAUUUGGAAAAAGACUUUUAGCAGUUUAUUAUUCUUUUAUUUCUACAAUGUAUUAUAUUUUGUCCAGUGGUUGUCUCGACGUCAAGGCCAUGGAUCCUAAUAAGAGUGUACGCUUGAGAUAACUGCUGAAUGAAGCUAUGGACACACAGGAUUCAGAAGAAGAUGUGGGGACGAUGAAGUGUGAACGAUUAAGACCAGAUAAAGAAACAUCUCCAUCACCUUCAGUCACAACUCUACAAAGUGACCAGUCACUGGAUCUACAAGUACUGUUCAAAGAUGGAUCUCAGAGUUUUCUGGGGAUUAAAAGGUCUCGACAAGGUCAGUCAACAUCUCCAGCACCUUCAGUCACAUCUCUACAAAGUGACCAGUCACUGGAUCGACCGAUACUUUUUAAAGAUGGAGCACAGAGUAAAAAGAGGCGUAAAAGUCAAAGGUUAAGACCAGAUAAAGGAACGUCUCCAGCCCCUUCAUGCACAUCUCUACAAAGUAAUGAAUCAAUGGAUCGACCGAUACUGUUCAAAGAUAGAACCCAAAGCAAAGAGAGGCUGAGACCAGAUAAAGGAACGUCUCCAGCCCCUUCAUGCACAUCUUUACAAAGUAACGAGUCAAUGGAUCGACCGAUAUUGUUCAAAGAUGGAACUCAGAGCAAGGAGAGGUUGAGACCAGAUAAAGGAACGUCUCCAGCCCCUUCAUGCACAUCUCUGCAAAGUAACGAGUCAAUGGAUCGACCGAUACUGUUCAAAGAUAGAACUCAAAGCAAGAAGAGGUUAAGACCAGAUAAAGGAACGUCUCCAGCCCCUUCAUGCACAUCUUUACAAAGUAACGAGUCAAUGGAUCGACCGAUAUUGUUCAAAGAUAGAACUCAAAGCAAGAAGAGGUUGAGACCAGAUAAAGGAACAUCUCCAGCUCCUUCAUGCACAUCUCUGCAAAGUAACGAGUCAAUGGAUCGACCGAUAUUGUUCAAAGAUGGAACUCAGAGCAUUGAAAGGUUGAGACCAGAUAAAGGAACGUCUCCAGCUCCUUCAUGCACAUCUCUACAAAGUAACGAGUCGAUGGAUCGACCGAUAUUGUUCAAAGAUGGAACUCAGAGCAAGGAGAGGUUGAGACCAGAUAAAGGAACAUCUCCAGCUCCUUCAUGCACAUCUCUGCAAAGUAACGAGUCAAUGGAUCGACCGAUACUGUUCAAAGAUGGAACUCAGAGCAGUGAAAGUAUUCCUGAGAAGAAUGCAGAGGAACCAUUUGAUAGACACAUUUCAUUCCGAAACGACACGCUAUCUCCAGAUAUCAGCACACUUUCAGUCACUCUGCUGACAGAGGAUCACUACAGAUGUUCCGUGUGCACAGAGGUCUUGAAGGAUCCAGUUUCCAUCCCCUGUGGACACAGUUAUUGCAAACACUGCAUUGAAAGCUACUGGAGCAAACCAACUUAUGGUGAAAGUUACGCCUGUCCUCAGUGCAGAAAGAGCUUCAGUAGUCCUCCUGUGUUGAAUGUAAAUGUUGCUUUGGCUAAAGUGAUUAAGGAACUCCUGCAAGCAGGAUUUAGUCCUGCUCUUCCUGCUCACUGUUACGCUGGACCUAAAGAUGUGCCCUGUGAUAUCUGCACUGAGAUGAAGCUCAAAGCUGUUAAAACCUGUUUGACCUGCACUGCAUCUUACUGUGAAACACAUAUCAGACAACACUACUCAGUACCAGCACUGCAGAGACACAAUCUGGUGGAGGCUAUUCAUUUACCAGACAAAGAAGAGAGAAAAUCACCAGAUGAAUUCGGAGAAUUGACUGCAAGAGUAACUGAACUGGAAGCGACCUCAAAACGUUUGUGUAAAAGAUUUGAAAUUCACUGUAACGAUUUUCCCUCAGAUGUGAUUGAGAUGGCUGCUCUAGGUCACCCUUUAAGCCUAGGAAUGUUGUAUGACAGCCAAAAAAAAUCCUUCUGUCAAGGUAUCUUUAUGUGGGAUGAAGAUACAUUAGCCCGUAUGAAAGUAUCAUUGCCUCGACCACAAACAUAUGUGAAAGUGUUAGAAAAUGACUCCCUUCAGGAAAGAUUCAGAGUACUUGAAAUGUCCCCAGUGUUACAAGGUGUCCAGACUGGACAAAUAAAAGUGAGUGGGGCUUCAGCUUUUCUAAACCACCCAGAACAGUCUCAACACCAGGAAAGAGCUACACUACACUACAGAACCACCACCAGACUGGACAUGCUCAGCCAAAGACUGUUACAGGAAGCAGUGCCCUCUGCAUUGGUUGGUCAAACCACAGCAACACAUGUGAUUAUUGCUGUGUUCUUUGGAGCUCAGGCAUUUUUUGUUUUUGAUGGUGACCGCUCAAACCAUGAGAAAAAUGCAGCAAUUGUUGAUGUUUUAAAAAUAAUGACUUCUACCUUUUGUCCAAACCAUAUCAUUUCAAACUUGAGUGCCACUGAAAAAGCUAAAAGCUCAUUGCUUGCUUGUAGUCUCUACAUUGAUGUGGGUGAUUGGAAGAGUCCAGUGUCUUUCGAUAAGGCAGUGGAGGUCUAUGGUUCUCUGCCAACGCUGCUCGGAUCUAAAGAUGAGCAAGCAGUUCCUCUGAAGGUCUGGCUGUACCCUCUGAAGAAACUGAACAAGAUCUCUAUGUGUGCAGCUCUGAGUGGAGUCAGUGAAAACUUGAUUCAAAGAGCUGAGAGCAUUAUGGAACAUCUGCGAAAACAGAUCAGGAUCUGUCAAGACAUUAUAAAAGAUUACAUUCAUGUAAAUGUGAUCAUGCAGUCUCAGACUCUAGAAGAUAAACUUGUAGGGUUUUUAGAGCUUCUGCAGGAAUACCAGACAACAUUUCAGAAAGGAAUCACAGAUAUUGUUCACAUUAAAGAAGGGAAAAGAGAGAAAAGUCUACAGGAUCUCCUAAAGAGGCAUAGCCAAUCACCAUUCAGUGCAGAGAAAACAGACCAGUGGCUGGAGAACAAAGAAACUGAACUGAAGAUUCUAAAUGACUUCAGAGCUGCAAACAUCACUGUUGUGAAAUCACAGGCAGAGUUACAGCAGAUCAUAAGUCAUUCUCAGAAAACCAGAGUAAUGUGUCUCACUCUUUACUCUCCAGAUGUAGAAGAUUACUUCCUCACUGCUCUAAGACAGUACAUUGAAUCUGAUCACGUUAUACAAAAUGAUUCACUCCAAUUUAGGCCUGUUAGCAUCAGUGAUAAGGAGAUUAUUAAAGUACAGAUGUUUAUUGCUGCAAAUGAAGAUGCGGAGCAAACCAAGUUCAUUGCUGCAUUGGUAACUAGUGAUGAUUUUCCAGAAUACUCUGUGCAGUUUUAUCGUGAUGGAAGGAUCGCAAGCAGAAAUGUGACGCUUGGAACAAAAUCUGGUCUUGUACAAAUAUCAAACAUAAAACACACCAGUGUGUCCCUAAAACUGAAUCAACCAGAACCCAAGAGGAUUGAGAGAUAUGUAGUGGAGUACAGGGCUUUGGGUGAUGAUGGAAGCAACAGCAACACUUGGAAACAGAUUGUUUUUGAUGCUAAAAUUAUCACAGAAACCUGUAUGAUAUCAGAUCUAAAGCCUGGCCAUCAAUAUCAGCUGAGGUAUAUAUUUGUUGAGCAGGACUGUAUGAAUUUUAGUAGGAUUGGGAACUUUACGACAGUGGUUGCAGCAACACCUGGGAAACCCUUAGUGAAUAAGCUGGACAGAGACACUCUUAAAGUCACCUGGUUGAGGGCUGAAACUGAUCAAGAUUUUCCAGUGCUGCGGUAUAACGUUGAGUAUAAAGAAGCAGGACUGGAAGGCUGGCCAUCAGUACAAACAGAAGGGCCUGAGUGUGAAUGUACUUUAACUGUACUUCACAGCACCUGCUACAGAGUCAGAGUCUCUGCUGUCUAUGAGGACAUCACCAGCCAACCAAGUGAGGAAACACCAGUACCAGUGGAUGUUUGGAACAUUAACCUCUCAAAGAGGAAGAGCUCCAUCCUCCUAGAAGUGCUGAAACUCCAAACAGAGAAGAAACCAGUAGAGCUGAUAGACUGGACAGAUGAAGAAAGUGAAGUGAAGGGAUAUCUCCAGUGUCUGCCCUACAUCUCACAGCUGAGAUUUGAUCGUUUUGUUUACUAUAAGAAGCAAAGCUCUUUCCAGUUACUUGUGAAUCUGGCUUUUGCAGCAUCAAAGUUUAAAACUGCUGAAGAAAAUUACACUGAGAUGUUCACAUCUGUGUGUAGCUACACAUCUUUCCCCUUCAGUGAAAACUACCCUAAACAUCAGUGUGAUUUCCUGCUGGAUCUGUACUCGCAUGUGAAGGAGUAUGGGAUUCAAACAGGCAGGAGUGUCCUUCCAGCAUUACAGCCAAUUUAUCAGUCAGCUCCUGCAGUCUGGAUCGUAAAGCUCUCAGAGAGAAAGAGCUCCAUCCUCCUAGAAGUGCUGAAACUCCAAACAGAGAAGAAACCAGUAGAGCUGAUAGACUGGACAGAUGAAGAAAGUGAAGUGAAGGGAUUCCUCCAGUGUCUGCCCUACAUCUCACAGCUGAGAUUUGAUCGUUUUGUUUACUAUAAGAAGCAAAGCUCUUUCCAGUUACUUGUGAAUCUGGCUUUUGCAGCAUCAAAGUUUAAAACUGCUGAAGAAAAUUACACUGAGAUGUUCACAUCUGUGUGUAGCUACACAUCUUUCCCCUUCAGUGAAAACUACCCUAAACAUCAGUGUGAUUUCCUGCUGGAUCUGUACUCGCAUGUGAAGGAGUAUGGGAUUCAAACAGGCAGGAGUGUCCUUCCAGCAUUACAGCCAAUUUAUCAGUCAGCUCCUGCAGUCUGGAUCGUAAAGCUCUCAGAGAGAAAGAGCUCCAUCCUCCUAGAAGUGCUGAAACUCCAAACAGAGAAGAAACCAGUAGAGCUGAUAGACUGGACAGAUGAAGAGAAUAUGCUGAGGGGUUUCUUCCAGUGUCUGCCCUACAUCUCACAGCUGAGAUUUCCUAAUCAACAGAAGGUGUCUUCCAGUGAGACAGAAAUUAAAAAAAGGUUACUGGCAUUGAAUCUGUCUUUUCAAGUGCCUUAUUUACCAAAAGAAAUUAUAGAAGCAUCUAUGGAGACAUUAUUCUCCUAUAUGUACUAUGGGAUUUGGGAUUUUCUGCUGGAUCUGUACUCACAUGUGAAGGACUAUGAGAUUCAGACAGGCAGGAGUGUCCUUCCAGCAUUUCACCCAGUUUAUCAGUCAGCUCCUGCAGUCUGGAGCAUAAAACUUUUAGAGAGAAAGAGCUCCAUCCUCCUAGAAGUGCUGAAACUCCAAACAGAGAAGAAACCAGUAGAGCUGAUAGACUGGACAGAUGAAGAGAGUGAAGUGAAGGGAUUCCUGCAGUGUCUGCCCUACAUCUCACAGCUGAGAUUCAAUGUGUGCUCGUUUAAUGACGAGAAGCAAAAGAGCGCUGUACAGUUUCUGGUGAAUCUGAGUGUUGCAGCAUCAGAGUGUGAUGAAGCUACAGGAGAGAGUUUCACUGCACUGUUAAUAUUUGUGUGCAGCUACAAAUCUUUCCCCUGUGAAAAUAAUGGUUGUAAUAACUGUGACCAUGGUUAUGUCGAGUGCCAGAUUAAGCACUGUGAUUUUUUGUUGGAUCUGUAUUCUCAAAUGAAGAACUAUAAAAUUCAAACAGGCAGGAGUGUCCUUCCAGUAUUACAGGUAAUUUAUCAGUCAGCUCCUGCAGUCUGGAGAAUAAAGCUCUCAGAGAGAAAGAGCUCCAUCCUCCUAGAAGUGCUGAAACUCCAAACAGAGAAGAAACCAGUAGAGCUGAUAGACUGGACAGAUGAAGAGAGUGAAGUGAAGGGAUUCCUGCAGUGUCUGCCCUACAUCUCACAGCUGAGAUUUAGAACCCACAUGAAGAGAGAACCUGCUGUAAAGUUUCUGCUAAAUCUGAUUGUUUCAGCAUCAGAGUUUAAAGAAAAUUGCACUGAACUAUUAACAUCUGUGUGCAGCUACACAUUUUUCCCCUAUAAUGAGGGUUAUUAUAGUCAAGCCCAGUGUGAUUUCCUGCUGGAUCUGUGUUCACAUGUGAAGGACUACGAGACUCAAACAGGCAGGAGUGUCCUUCCAGCAUUACAGCCAAUUUAUCAGUCAGCUCUUACAGUCUGGAUCAUAGAUCUCUCAGAGAGAAAGAGCUCCAUCCUCCUAGAAGUGCUGAAACUCCAAACAGAGAAGAAACCAGUAGAGCUGAUAGACUGGACAGAUGAAGAGAGUGAAGUGAAGGGAUUCCUCCAGUGUCUGCCCUACAUCUCACAGCUGAGGUUUGACAUUGAUAACUUCGAGAGAGAACCUGCUGUAAAGCUUCUACUGAAACUGAUUGUUUCAGCAUCAGAGUUUGAUGCAAUUAAAGGAGAAAAUUACACUGAACUAUUAACAUCCGUGUGCAGCUACACAUCUUUCCCUUUUAAUGAGGAUUAUUUCGAUGAUUCUGAAUAUCAGAUUGAUCAGUGUAAUUUCCUGCUGGAUCUGUGUUCACAUAUGAAGAACUAUGAGACUCGAACAGACAGGAGUGUCCUUCCAGCAUUACAGCCAAUUUAUCAGUCAGCUCCUGCAGUCUGGAUCAUAGAUCUCUCAGAGAGAAAGAGCUCCAUCCUCCUAGAAGUGCUGAAACUCCAAACAGAGAAGAAACCAGUAAAGCUGAUAGACUGGACAGAUGAAGAGAGUGAAGUGAAGGGAUUCCUCCAGUGUCUGCCCUACAUCUCACAACUAAGAAUUCAUGAAUCUGAUUUCAGUUAUGAAUCUGCUGCUCAGUUUCUACUGAAUCUGACUGUUGCAGCUUCAAAGUGUGUUACAACUACAGGAGAAAAUUUCAUUGAGCUGUUAACAUCUGUGUGCAGCUACAAAUCAUUUCUCUGUUAUGAUGAUGAUGACAUUUAUGAUGACUGUCAGAAUGAACACUGUGAUUUCCUGCUGGAUCUGUGUUCACAUGUGAAGGACUAUGAGACUCAAACAGGCAGUAGUGUUCUUCCAGCAUUACAGCCAAUUUAUCAGUCAGCUCCUGCAGUCUGGAGAAUAAAGCUCUCAGAGAGAAAGAGCUCCAUCCUCCUAGAAGUGCUGAAACUCCAAACAGAGAAGAAACCAGUAGAGCUGAUAGACUGGACAGAUGAAGAGAGUGAAGUGAAGGGAUUCCUCCAGUGUCUGCCCUACAUCUCACAGCUGAGGUUUGUCAUUGAUAACUUCGAGAGAGAACCUGCUGUAAAGUUUCUACUGAAACUGAUUGUUUCAGCUUCAGAGUUUGAUGCAAUUAAAGGAGAAAGUUACACUGAACUAUUAACAUCCGUGUGCAGCUACACAUUUUUCCCUAAUAUUGAGUGCAAUUAUUAUAAUAAAAACCAUCAGAUUAAUCAGUCUGAUUUUCUGCUGGAUCUGUACUCACAUGUGAAGGACUAUGACAGUCAAACAGGCAGGAGUGUUCUUCCAGCAUUACAGCCAAUUUAUCAGUCAGCUCCUGCAGUCUGGAGAAUAAAGCUCUCAGAGAGAAAGAGCUCCAUCCUCCUAGAAGUGCUGAAACUCCAAACAGAGAAGAAACCAGUAGUGCUGAUAGACUGGACAGAUGAUGAGAGUGAAGUGAAGGGAUUCCUCCAGUGUCUGCCCUACAUCUCACAGCUGAGAUUUAAUCUCUAUGCUCUAUCUCACUUUGAGAGGAAAAGUUCUGUCCAGUUUCUGGCAAAUCUGGUUAUUUCAGCUUUAGAGUUUGAUAAAGAUACUAGUGAAAAUUACACUGAACUCCUCACAUCAGUGUGCAGCUACACAUCUUUCCCCUGCAGUGAAAACUACACUAACCAUCAGUGUAAUUUCCUGCUGGAUCUGUACUCACAUGUGAAGGACUACGAGACUCAAACAGGCAGGAGUGUCCUUCCAGCAUUACAGCCAAUUUAUCAGUCAGCUCCUGCAGUCUGGAGCAUAAAUCUCUCAGAGAGAAAGAGCUCCAUCCUCCUAGAAGUGCUGAAACUCCAAACAGAGAAGAAACCAGUAGAGCUGAUAGACUGGACAGAUGAAGAGAGUGAAGUGAAGGGAUUCCUCCAGUGUCUGCCCUACAUCUCACAGCUGAGAUUUGAUUCCUUGGUUUUCAAAAAGAAGAAAAGAUCUGUCCAGUUUCUGGGGAAUCUGAUUAUUUCAGCAUCAGAGUUUCAUAAAACUACUGGUGAAAAUUACACUGAGCUCUUUACAUCUAUGUGCAGCUACACAUCUUUCCCUUGCAGUGAAAACAACACCAACUAUCACACUGAUCAAUGUGAUUUCCUGCUGGAUCUGUACUCACAUGUGAAGGACUAUGAGAGUCAAACAGGCAGGAGUGUUCUUCCAGCAUUACAGCCAAUUUAUCAGUCAGCUCCUGCAGUCUGGAGAAUAAAGCUCUCAGAGAGAAAGAGCUCCAUCCUCCUAGAAGUGCUGAAACUCCAAACAGAGAAGAAACCAGUAGUGCUGAUAGACUGGACAGAUGAUGAGAGUGAAGUGAAGGGAUUCCUCCAGUGUCUGCCCUACAUCUCACAGCUGAGAUUUAAUCUCUAUGCUCUAUCUCACUUUGAGAGGAAAAGUUCUGUCCAGUUUCUGGCAAAUCUGGUUAUUUCAGCUUUAGAGUUUGAUAAAGAUACUAGUGAAAAUUACACUGAACUCCUCACAUCAGUGUGCAGCUACACAUCUUUCCCCUGCAGUGAAAACUACACUAACCAUCAGUGUAAUUUCCUGCUGGAUCUGUACUCACAUGUGAAGGACUACGAGACUCAAACAGGCAGGAGUGUCCUUCCAGCAUUACAGCCAAUUUAUCAGUCAGCUCCUGCAGUCUGGAGCAUAAAUCUCUCAGAGAGAAAGAGCUCCAUCCUCCUAGAAGUGCUGAAACUCCAAACAGAGAAGAAACCAGUAGAGCUGAUAGACUGGACAGAUGAAGAGAGUGAAGUGAAGGGAUUCCUCCAGUGUCUGCCCUACAUCUCACAGCUGAGAUUUGAUUCCUUGGUUUUCAAAAAGAAGAAAAGAUCUGUCCAGUUUCUGAGGAAUCUGAUUAUUUCAGCAUCAGAGUUUGAUAAAACUACUGGUGAAAAUAACACUGAGCUCUUUACAUCUAUGUGCAGCUACACAUCUUUCCCUUGCAGUGAAAACAACACCAACUGUCACACUGAUCAAUGUGAUUUCCUGCUGGAUCUGUACUCACAUGUGAAGGACUAUGAGAGUCAAACAGGCAGGAGUGUCCUUCCAGCAUUACAGCCAAUUUAUCAGUCAGCUCCUGCAGUCUGGAUCAUUAAGCUCUCAGAGAGAAAGAGCUCCAUCCUCCUAGAAGUGCUGAAACUCCAAACAGAGAAGAAACCAGUAGAGCUGAUAGACUGGACAGAUGAAGAGAGUAAAGUGAAGGGGUUCCUGCAGUGUCUGCCCUACAUCUCACAGCUGAGGCCCUCUAAAGAGGCUCUUCAGCAGCUGGUUUCAGUGGUGUAUGAUGCACAGGAUGAUGAACUGACAGACUGCUUUCUGAAGGUGUCUGAGGAUCUGACUUCCUGCUCACUGACCUGGGAUGUGAUUCAUUACCUGCUGCAACAUCAGGCUCUAAAUUUGAAGGUGGACUUUAGGAAGAGCAAAAUCUCUUGUGAAAACAUCAGAAAACUUCUGCCUCUGUUAGACAGAAUCCAGCUGAAAAGGCUGAGCCCCAGCUUCACUCUGUCCAUCAUUUUGGAAAUUUACGAGACUCGUUUUCCUCAGUAUGUGUCCAGUCUGAUGAGUUCAGCAGGAAAUGACAUUAACCUGAAUGGCAGAGUGUUGGACUAUGUUCACUGCGCUGCCCUGCGCUUCAUUUUAGAGCACUGCGACACUGUCAAACUCAAUCUGCUCUGGACUUCCAUAGCAGAAGGGGAGCUAGAGAGCUUUCUCCCUUUACUCAGCAAAGUCAAACAACUCAGUGUUGACAGGUUGCUGUUGCUGAAGCUGCUUCAUUGUUGCAGUUCCUCUGAUCUCCAGCAGGAGGCAGCAGAUGUUCUUCUCUCAGCUCUUCAAAACAGACUGGACUUCUCCUGCUGCUCUGCUCUGGAUUUAACAGAUACACAGGAAAAUCAAGAACAUUUUCAAACUAACUGAAAAAGACUGUAGGAUAAUCUCAUCUGUGCUUCAGAAAACUCAAAGUAUUGUGAAGUUGAUCUUAAAGGACUGUGAGCUCUCUGAUGAGGCCCUGAAUAAACUUUGGCCAAUCUUGCCUCAAGUCCGGCUGAGUUGUAGUAAAGCUCUGCUGCUGCAGUUUCUGGCUUGUGUUAGUACAGAUGGAUCUCAAAGAGGCUCUUUGAAGAGUGCUGAGGCUCUUUCACAGGCUUUAGGAGGAGAGAUGGACCUCAGUCACACUCAGAUGGACCAGAGAGCUUGUGAACAGCUGACACUGUUUCUGGAAUAUUCUGAAGGUCUCACAGAACUGGAUCUCAGUCACUGCAAACUCACUGAUCACUGCAUGGAGCCGCUGCUGCCACAUCUGCACAAAACACAGACUCUGGACCUGAGUCACAAUAAUAUCACAGACGAAUCAGCAAAGAGAAUCCACAGUGUCGUCUGCAAUCACAGCAAUAUUCAGACUGUACGACUCUUCAGAAACAAAAUCAGUGAUAGAAAACAGUUUAUCGGAGACAAGCGAUUUGAAAUAUGGUGAAGACCCUGGACUGCAACCUCACUGGAUUCUUGAUGAAAAACUGACAAUCAAUUUGCAAAGCACUAAACACUCCUCUUUAAUAGUUUAUUUUCAUAAUAAAUUUGAAAUGAAUAACUUUA